CAAAAAAAAACCAGUGAAACCGGUCCUUGACGCGUCCCAGUCUUAAAAGCAAGUGCUGCUUCAUUUACAGAACCAGUCGCAAUUCCGCCUGCACGUCACGACUGUCACUAUUGCGAGCCAGCGAUAGAGAAAGAAAGAAAGAAAGAAAGAGAGGAGCACUCCCUCCUGUCUCUCGCUACUUCCUUAAACUGCUUCAGAAAACAAAACCAGAGAAAAUUAAAAGCACGAGCGUUUCUGCAUAGUUUGGGCAGUGCUGCUGUUCUAGUAAAGGAUGGGUCCCUUCCUGCGCAUCUCCUUCAAUAACUUCGACCUGGGGCCCCUGCCUCAGCUCACAGACCCCCCGUUCUGUGCUGUCAAGAUGAAGGAGUCCCUCAGCACAGAGCGUGGGAAGACCCUGGUGCAACGCAAGCCCACCAUGUACCCUGCCUGGCAGUCCUGCUUCGACGCCCACAUCUACGAGGGCCGUGUGAUCCAGAUCGUGCUGAUGAAGUCUGCGGAGGAGCCCCUCUCCGAGGGCACUGUCGGGGUCUCUGUGCUGGCCGAGCGCUGCAAGAAGGCCAAUGGAAAGGCGGAGUUCUGGCUUGACCUCCAGCCGUCAGGCAAGGUGAUGAUGGCAGUGCAGUUUUUUCUUGAAGAAGGUACAGAUUGCAAGCAGGCCGUCAAGGAUGAGGACGGCGCGGUCACCAUCAACCGGAGGCGUGGCGCCAUCAAGCAGGCCAAGAUCCACUACAUCAAGAACCACGAGUUCACCGCCACCUUCUUCAGACAGCCCACCUUCUGCUCCGUGUGCAGGGAGUUCGUCUGGGGACUCAAUAAACAGGGAUACAAGUGCAGACACGAUGUCUACCGUGUGACACCUCUCUGGAUCCCGAAAAUUAAUAUGACCGUUAAAUGUCAGACGAUCGUCUAUGUGACCACAACUAAAGGAGACACUGUGUUCCAGAAAGAGCGCUUCAAGAUCGACAUGCCGCACAGGUUCAAGAUACACAACUACAUCAGCCCCACUUUCUGUGAUCACUGCGGCAGCCUGCUGUGGGGACUGGUGAAGCAAGGGAUAAAAUGCGAAGAUUGUGCCAUGAACGUGCACCACAAGUGCCAGACCAAAGUGGCCAAUCUGUGUGGAAUCAACCAGAAAAUGUUGGCAGAAGCUCUGUCUCAAGUCAGCCAGAAAUCUACCAGGAAAUCAGAUCCCAAUCUAGCUGAUCCUUCGGGUAUAGGCAUCUAUCAAGACUUUCUCCAGGGCCCCUCCGUCCCUGGCCUGGACACCAAUGCAGAUGGAUCCCAGUAUGACAAGCUGUGGGAGGGGACCUCUCCCAGGAUUCCAGCCACAAUCUCGUCCCGCCUGCGCAAGAUCAACAUAGACAACUUUGUGAUGCACAAGGUGCUCGGCAAAGGCAGCUUCGGAAAGGUAAUGCUGGCGGAGCUCAAGGGCAAGGGUGAGUUCUUCGCGAUCAAAGCGCUUAAGAAGGACGUGGUGCUGCUGGACGACGAUGUGGAGUGCACCAUGGUGGAGAAGAGGGUCCUCGCGCUGGCCUGGGAUAACCCCUUCCUCACACACCUCUACUCUACCUUCCAGACCAAGGAGCACCUCUUCUUUGUGAUGGAGUAUUUGAAUGGAGGAGACCUGAUGUUCCACAUACAGGAGAAAGGACGCUUCGACCUCUACAGAGCCACGUUUUAUGGAUCUGAAAUAGUUUGCGGGUUGCAGUUUUUGCAUGCCAAAGGAAUUAUCUACAGGGAUCUGAAGCUGGACAACGUGAUGCUGGAUAAAGACGGACACGUCAAAAUCGCAGACUUUGGAAUGUGCAAGGAGAACGUGUUCGGAGAGAACAGGGCGACCACGUUCUGCGGGACGCCUGAUUACAUUGCACCUGAGAUCCUGCUGGGACAGAAGUACUCGUUCUCUGUGGACUGGUGGUCAUUCGGCGUGCUGCUGUACGAGAUGCUGAUUGGCCAGUCUCCCUUCCACGGUGAUGAUGAGGACGAGCUGUUUGAGUCGAUCCGCAUGGACACUCCGCACUACCCUCGCUGGAUCACCAAGGAGACCAAGGACAUCCUGGAGAAGCUGUUCGAGAGGGAACCAACAAGGAGGCUUGGCAUUGUAGGAAACAUCAAAACACACCCCUUCUUUAAAACCAUCAACUGGAUUGCCCUGGAGAAGAGAGAGGUGGAGCCCCCAUUCAAGCCCAAAGUGAAAUCGCCCGGCGACUGCAGUAACUUCGACAAGGAGUUCCUGAACGAGAAGCCCAGGCUGUCCCACACCGAUAAGAACCUCAUCGACUCCAUGGACCAGACAGCCUUCAGCGGUUUCUCUUUCAUCAACCCCAAGAUGGAGAAGCUCUUGUAGAAGCGAGGCCGGGCACGCUCGCUCCUGGGGUUCAACGGUGCCCUUCGGUUACUGACAACUGAUUUGGCCUUGAUCGAUUACCUGACCCAAAAGCGAUUGGUACGAUCUGUGAUUAAUCGUGUUUCUGACUGGGACCUGAAGAUAAAACUGACCAGUGCCGCUGCUACCGACAAGUUCUGUUCCUCUCUCUUCCUGUAGAAAACCAGACUGUCCAUAAAAUAGGGCUGGGAGGUGAGAGUGCUAGCCAGGCGUUAUUUCAGUGCAGCCCCCCUUCUGUUGUAAGGGAAAAGAGAGGUACAGUUUUAUUUGAAAAAGUUAACAAAUGAAAAGAAGAUCUUCAGGAUUGAUCGUGAUCAUCUGUAGCCCAUAAUUGAUAACCGAAAAUGUUUUUAUCCUUCAACCCUGAUUGUACCUAUGGGUUCCAAUUUCAGUCAAAUGCAAGACGGGAAGAUGGAGCAAUAGAUAGAUAGGUAGGUAGGUAAGUAGGUAGCUAGGUAGCUGGAUUGAUAAAAUACAAACAGAUGUGGCAUGUACAGUGUUAUAUAACAGUAUGUGGGGGAGGACAAUUUGCUGUAAACUUGCUAUAGAUAUUAUAGAGAUAGGGAUGAUAUAGAGAUAGGUAUAAUAAUCAAGAAUAAUGUACUGUAUUGUGAUAGUAAUUUACCCAAAUCGACCCUCAAUCUCAUACGGUGACGAGCACAAAGAGAUUGUUACUAUAGUUAGAAUUAGCCUUGUUGUUUAUUUUCUGCAUGUAAUGGGUUGCCAGGGUAAUGUUCUUGUGUGUAUGUAGUCUGUGGAUUAUUAGUAUAGUUAUUUUAUUUCUCCUCUGUCGUGUGCAGUGAUUCCCGGCUCCAGGCCUCCAACAGUCUGGGUCUCUGUUACAACCAGCACUUGAGUGUUUAUUGAAACCGUGCGCUGCAUUCCUCUGCACAUAAACAUUGUUCUGUUUGCAGGACGGCAAUCCAGGUUUGAAAGACACUGCGCACACACACAAGGGUGGCAGGCUGGCUCCAGGGGGUGGGGAAGGGGGUGGAGGCAUGGAGGGCAGGGUCAUUUUAAUUGGAAUCUGCUGCAGUAAAAACCUGGACUGCAGCUGGGAGCCUCCGUUCUGUUGGAUCAGAUUAGUGGGAAUCUGUGUGAUGUUACUGGAAUGUAGUUCUCGUAAAAGAAUAAUUUGAAAAGCUGCUGUACAUAUUCUAUUGCUCUAGCAGACAUGUUAUCGGUGUGUUAUGGAAAUGCUUUUUUUUUUUUUUAAAUCUCUAAUAAAAUCAACAUCACAGACA
Messenger RNA from Polyodon spathula (Mississippi paddlefish), 3630 nucleotides. RefSeq names its product protein kinase C delta type-like. Gene Ontology annotation, biological process: protein phosphorylation. The transcript is spliced from 19 exons. Lineage: Eukaryota; Metazoa; Chordata; Actinopteri; Acipenseriformes; Polyodontidae. Gene Ontology annotation, molecular function: diacylglycerol-dependent serine/threonine kinase activity; ATP binding. The coding region runs from base 272 to 2347 and encodes 691 amino acids. The record is from RefSeq and is a predicted model, not a curated record.